GAGGGAUUUGACGUUUUAUUCAUACCCCUGCAAUAUGAGGGAUUUGACGUUUUAUUCAUACCCCUGAAAUCAAGUGUACCUGAAAAAAUUAUAUUCCUACGUAAACAAGCGACGAAAAUGUGGACACUUUUUAGUCAGUUUAUUGUAUGGAGUUUCACUGCUGUGGUUGUAUUUUUAUGAAACAUUCAUAUUUUUGAAAGUGUAUAAACUCAAAUAUUAACUAUGAGUGGCAGUGAUCAAAGCGAGGAUGGGCAGGUUUUGAGUUCAGGUGAUUUUAGUGCUGGCGAGGAAGAAACUACCGAUUCUCUGGACAUCAAACCACCACCGCCCACAUCCGGAGGAUACUAUGCCAAGCGGAAGGAGAAAAAAUCCAAACAUUCCAGGGAGCACCACCGGCACUCCGGUUCCGGAAGCAGAGAACCCUAUGCUGAGUCUAGGCGUGAUUUUCGUGCCCAUCGGGACAGGGAACGAGAUCGGUACCAGAAGGGCAUGAGACCGGAAAAAUCGAGAGAACGUGGCCACGAACGAGAUCGAUACCACGGAUCCUCCGGGCAUCAUUCGAGGGAAGUUCGCUAUGAGAUGAACCCAUUCUAUGGUGAAAUGCGGGAGACCUAUGUCAGCAAGAAGGAACGAGAACGGGAAUACUAUGAGAAAGAGCGCGAGAGGAGGAAAGAUGGCAAUGAGAAGCAAGAUGCGGACAAGUUGCUGGAAGAUUUGAGAACGAGACUUCUGCACAAGAAGAGUAAACAUGAUUCGGACAAAAAACAACAGCAGGAUCAGCCGAUGUAUGACGAAGAGGGUUGGAAGGAAAAAAGGCACCAUCGCCAUCGGCGCCAUGAACACAGAGAACAAAGCGAAGCGGAAUACGUAGAGAUAAUGGAGAGCCCAGAAUACGAGGCCGAGUUCUCGAAAAAGGUUACAACGGAGGUGAAGGACAAAGGUCACGACGAGAGAAGAGCCAAGCUGCUGGAAGCUGAACGUCAAAUGGCUCGCAGGAAGGAAGCGGCACGAGAUGAAUUGGAAGUGCGGCGAUUGAUGCGGAGAGAGCGUAAAAAUACUACUGCCCCAUCCACAUCGCCGGAUGAAAAGAAAAGCAAGAAGCUUCUGGAUCACGAUGUUGAGAUGGAAAGUGGAGACGAAGGUAAAAAGAAAAGAAAAAAGUCAAAGGUGGCACGAAGGGCUGGAUCGGAACAAUCUGACAAGGAAGGAAUUGCUGAUGAGGAAGAGGAUGACACGAACACUGACAGUUCCUCGUCCAGCAGUGAAUCGGAAGAUUCUCGUGACGCUUCUGAGGAAGAUGAGAAACCACCCGGAAGUCCUCUUUCGGUGGGCGAUUUAGCAAAAUCUGACCGAGCAGAUCGGAGUAAUUCCAGAUCGAGAUCUGGUUCGAGAUACCGGUCACGAUCUCGAUCAACUCGUUCGAGGUCCGGUUCAGAAUCGAGCAGAAGUCGAUCGAGAAGUCCCCGUCGUCGCCACGAAAGCAGCCGUAGUGUGUCUCCAAGAUCUGACACCGAAACGGAAGCCAAACAAAAGUUGAAGGAAAAUGACGAACCGAAAUCACCAAUCGAGAUAGCGGAAGAAGAGCAGCUUCCGCCAUAUUUGCCUGGUAUUCAGGGAUGUCGAUCUGUUGAGGAGUUUCAAUGUUUGAAUCGAAUUGAGGAAGGAACAUAUGGAGUAGUUUACCGGGCUAAGGAUAAACGAACAGAGGAAAUCGUUGCGCUGAAGAGAUUGAAAAUGGAGAAAGAGAAAGAGGGCUUCCCCAUUACUUCCCUCAGGGAAAUCAAUACCCUGCUUAAAGGACAGCACCCGAAUAUAGUAACAGUUAGGGAAAUAGUUGUUGGAAGCAACAUGGACAAGAUAUUUAUCGUGAUGGAUUACGUUGAACAUGACCUUAAAUCUCUGAUGGAAACUAUGAAACACAAAAAGCAAGUAUUUCUUCCUGGUGAAGUUAAAUGUCUAACACAGCAGCUACUAAAAGCCGUGGCCCAUCUGCAUGACAACUGGAUUCUUCAUCGGGAUCUCAAAACAUCCAAUCUUCUGCUUUCUCACAAGGGAAUUCUCAAGGUAGGAGAUUUUGGUCUUGCGCGUGAGUAUGGCUCCCCGUUGAAAGCUUACACUUCGGUGGUGGUUACUCUUUGGUACCGCGCCCCGGAACUCUUGCUAUGCUGCAAAGAAUAUUCCACACCGAUCGACAUUUGGUCGGUUGGUUGCAUUUUCGCCGAAUUUCUCUCGAUGGCCGCCCUCUUUCCGGGCAAAACGGAACUCGAUCAGCUGAAUCGAAUCUUCAAGGAACUUGGAACACCGAACGAGAAAAUAUGGCCCGGAUAUAAUCAGCUUCCAGCCGUGCAGAAGAUGACCUUCACCGAGUAUCCGGUGUCUAAUUUGCGGAAACGAUUCGCCCACCAAACCAGUGAGCUUGGAAUUUCGCUGCUCCAAGGUUUGCUAACAUUCGAUCCCAAGCAGCGAUUGACAGCGGAAUCGGCGCUGAAGCAUAGCUACUUCAAGGAGUUGCCGCUUCCCAUCGAUCCCGCAAUGUUUCCAACCUGGCCGGCGAAGAGUGAGUUGGGUCUGAAGAAGGCGCUUGCGUCCAGCCCCAAGCCGCCGAGUGGAGGGGGAGAAUUUAAGAAAUUGGGUGAUGACGCCGUCGCCGACAAUCCAGGAUUUCAUCUCGGUGGUACCUAUGCGGAAUCCCGACAGAUGGCAAUGGGCCCCGGAUUCAGCUUGAAAUUUUGAUAGAGGGUCAAGUCUGGCUCCCAAAACUCGGUCAGUUGCAAUUAAUCUGGCAUCACUGAGAACUGAACCAAAAUUUAAUUGUUCCGUGGUUGAUAACGAACCGCGAUAAUUGGUGACAAAUUGAAAUUGGAGUGGGCUGCAGCGCGUGGUCACGUCGAUCGAAUGGCUGCAUUGAUAAUGGUCGUCUCGAAACCAGUAGUGAUAAGCAUUGUAUUAUCACCAGUUUGUGAAGAGAGUAGCGCUUGUAUUUUCUAUCAGUUACGUGUAUCGUACGAAGUCGCAUAUACUAGCACGACAUACCGUUAUCAAUUCAAACAGAUUGUUUCCUGAAAUCAGUAAUAUAUAUGUAGAGAUACGAUAGAACGGAUACGAUUAUUCUAAGUGGGAAUAAUUCGUUCUUGAGAACUAUCGAAUCUAAAUAAAAUAAUUUUAAACUCGUUCAAGCAAUUUAAAGCGUGUAAAAUUGAAAAUAAAUAAAUAUCUGUAAUUUCCUCCAAAUUUUCCAUCGUUCUCCAGAAGAAAAUUCGAAACAUCCGACGCAGGCAUAGCGAUCUGAUCUUCUGACCUACGAAAUUUCUUAAGGCGUCGUGCACAAAUUACGUAACGCUCAAAAUCUGGAUUUUGAACCCCCUCCUCUCCUACGUAAUGCAAUUUCCUAUCUCUAAUACGCAGUAACCGCAGUAGAACAUAUGCGAAUUAAAUUUUCCCAUUUUCCUUCAGAGUCUUCCGAAAAUUUUCAAUUGCCAUGCUUGGUUGAAAUAUGUGUAUUAUUUUUAUGGGACACCCUCUCCAUUUCAGCGGAGGAAGGGGUGAAGGGGAGAAAUAUUUCUAUCAACAUACCAACAUAGGAACAUCACCCUAUCAAGAACUUAUGAGGAGUUGUCGUACGAAUAAAGUGUGUGUCACAUCAAAUUGCAUCACGGAAAAAACGCUGUAGAAAUUCGCCCAGUAGACCGAUCCUUUUGA
Molecule: messenger RNA, 3699 nt
Organism: Toxorhynchites rutilus septentrionalis
Lineage: Eukaryota; Metazoa; Arthropoda; Insecta; Diptera; Culicidae
Gene: Pitslre
Product: serine/threonine-protein kinase PITSLRE
Exons: 3
Coding region: 223-2733 (836 amino acids)
Biological process (GO): regulation of mitotic cell cycle; protein phosphorylation
Cellular component (GO): nucleus
Molecular function (GO): ATP binding; cyclin-dependent protein serine/threonine kinase activity
Source: RefSeq, a predicted model, not a curated record